This is a messenger RNA of Wasmannia auropunctata (little fire ant), 2558 nucleotides long. RefSeq names its product T-complex protein 1 subunit delta (gene CCT4). NCBI's taxonomy places the organism in Eukaryota, Metazoa, Arthropoda, Insecta, Hymenoptera, Formicidae. Gene Ontology annotation, molecular function: ATP-dependent protein folding chaperone; ATP hydrolysis activity; ATP binding. Gene Ontology annotation, cellular component: chaperonin-containing T-complex. The record is from RefSeq and is a predicted model, not a curated record. The transcript is spliced from 10 exons. The coding region runs from base 259 to 1875 and encodes 538 amino acids. Gene Ontology annotation, biological process: protein folding.
GCUGCGCAUGCGCGGAAGAUCCGGCUCGCAUCGCAAGUCUUCGCAACGAUACGACGUGCUCCUCGGCGUGCUCCGUUCUCGGCGAACAUCGUGACGUUCUUCUAUCGACGUUUUGCCACGCUUCGCCGUCAAGUGUGAAAUAAUCACGAAUCGUAGAGCGUCACGUUAGCUGGCUUCUACGCUGUUCGAACGAAGGAAACGGAAACGUAUUCUUCCUCCUAACCUAUUACGAGAAUCGUUCAGUCGCGACGACGAAACAUGACCAAGAACGUGAGAAAGCCGAUGGAGAAUGGCGACAGCCGCGGGUCUCAUGGGCAGGCCUACAAGGACAAGAGCAAACCCGCGGAUAUUCGCAGUAGCAACAUCAACGCGGCCAAAGCUGUCAGCGAUGCGAUACGCACAAGUCUUGGACCUAGAGGAAUGGACAAGAUGAUUCAAGCUGGUAAUGGAGAGGUUACUAUCACAAAUGAUGGUGCCACUAUCUUGAAAGAGAUGAACGUAAUCCAUCCCGCUGCAAAAAUGCUCGUCGAGUUGUCAAAGGCUCAAGAUAUAGAAGCUGGCGAUGGUACCACGAGUGUCGUCGUGAUAGGUGGAUCAUUGUUAGAGGCAGCCGAACGUUUGUUGCAGAAGGGCAUUCACCCCACUUCGAUCAGCGACGCCUUUCAGAAAGCGGCAUCUAAAGCAGUAUCAAUUCUGUCGCACAUGUCCAUACCUGUUGACCUAACGGACAAAGAAUCUCUUGUAAAGGUUGCAGCAACAUCUCUUAAUUCCAAGGUUGUGCAUCAACAAUCUAGUCUUCUUGCACCACUCGCCGUGGACGCAGUAUUAAAGGUUACAGAAGAAGGCCAGGAAGUGUCAGUUGACCUAAAUGACAUCAAAGUGAUAAAGAAGUUAGGGGGUACCGUUGAAGACACUGAAUUAAUAGAUGGAUUAAUAUUUACCCAGAAAUCUUGUAAUGUUAACGGCCCGAAACGUAUUGAGAAAGCUAAGAUUGGAUUAAUUCAAUUUUGCAUUUCACCGCCGAAAACCGACAUGGAUCAUAACGUUAUCGUAUCAGACUAUGCAGCGAUGGAUCGUGUUUUGAAGGAGGAACGUGCUUACAUACUGAAUAUUGUGAAACAGAUCAAGAAAACGGGUUGCAAUGUACUUCUCGUGCAAAAGUCAGUCUUGCGCGACGCUGUCAGCGAUCUUGCGAUACAUUUCUUGGACAAAAUUAAGGUCAUGGUGAUAAAGGAUGUGGAGCGCGAGGACAUUCCUUUCGUGUGCAAAACGCUCGGUUGCAGACCAAUCGCGUCGCUGGAUCAUUUUGUGUCUGAGAAUCUUGUCAACGCGGAGCUCUGCGAAGAGGUUCAAACUGGAAAUUCGAAAUUUGUUAAGGUCACAGGAAUCCAAAAUCAUGGGAAAACAGUCACGGUUCUCGUACGUGGUAGCAACAAAUUAGUAUUGGAGGAAGCCGAGAGAUCGCUGCACGAUGCCUUGUGCGUCAUCCGAUGUUUAGUGAAGCAAAAAGCGCUGAUUGCCGGUGGUGGUGCACCAGAGAUUGAAUUGGCAUUAAAAUUGGGAGAAUACGCAGUGACCUUAGGCGGAGUUAAUGCAUAUUGCAUCAAGGCCUUUGCAAAUGCGCUUGAGGUGAUUCCGUCGACGUUGGCCGAAAACGCGGGUUUAAAUCCGAUAGCUACGGUAACUGAACUUCGCAAUCGACACGCAAAGGGUGAGGUAACAGCGGGGAUUAAUGUGCGGAAAGGCGCCAUCACUAAUAUAUUAGAGGAGAACGUGAUUCAACCACUGCUAGUUUCUACUAGCUCAAUAACUCUUGCGUCUGAAACUGUACGCAGUAUACUGAAGAUUGAUGACAUUGUCAAUACGACUCAAUAAAUCAUCAGACGUGUUAAAAUUGAUUCCGCACUCUUGCAAUUUGUGCACACGUACGUUUCAUUGGUUACAAAAGUCUAUACAUUUACGAUUAAUUGUAUGCUUUUUGCAAAAGUUUUACAUAAUGUAUUAUUUUUUAGAUACGUUACGCAGAACAAUAAAAAAAUGUGAAAUAUUCAGUGUGAACUCAUAAUUCGUAUUUAUUUUUUCGGCAUAAUGAACAUAUAAGAACGUUAUAAAAUUGUUAAAUUUUACCCUAAUGGAAAAUUUUUCUUAUUAUUGAAAGGAAAAGGUGAUAAAUUUGGGAAAUCUUGUAAAUAUUAACAUUUGUAUCUAAGAAAGAUAUACAUAAUACAUACGUAUUGCUCUUAACAAUUUAAUCGAAAUAAUAAUCUCAUGUACAACAGAAUUUUGUUUAAGUAUAACUAAACAUUAAGUACAUCUUGCAUGUAAUAAAAUAUUUAUCUAUAUUGCAUUUUCACGUUAUAAAUCAACUGCACGUCUAUUACUUUUAAACUCUAAAUUUAAUCAUAAUAAUAGUCAUUAACGUAAUUCGUAAAUGUCGUUAAGUACAUUUAUAUAGUAGCUGCAUUAUAAAUCUCAAAAUUACUUAUACAUUAAGAUCGUAAUAUUCGAAAACACUCUAUUCCAUAUAUUACAAAUAAACAUGCACAAUAUUGCGCUAA